This is a messenger RNA of Cutaneotrichosporon cavernicola, 909 nucleotides long. RefSeq lists its product as uncharacterized. The coding region runs from base 1 to 909 and encodes 302 amino acids. The transcript has 5 exons. The record is from RefSeq and is a predicted model, not a curated record. NCBI's taxonomy places the organism in Eukaryota, Fungi, Basidiomycota, Tremellomycetes, Trichosporonales, Trichosporonaceae.
AUGUCCACUCCAAGGCUCCUCCGUGUUGGCUGGCACCGCGAGCACUUCCUCUCGCCUCUUCUCCAGCUCGUCGCUGAGGACGCGGGCAAGUCGCUCCAGCUCGUCGAGUGCCCUGGCGGCACAGGCGACAUGCAGGUCAAGCUCAAGAACGGAGAGAUUGACGUGUGCAUUGCCCUCACCGACGCCCUCAUUGCAGGCCUCGCGAACGGCAAGACCGACUACAAGCUCGUGGGUCGUUACAUCUCGUCGUCGCUGCGCUGGGCGAUCACUACUGGCAAGGACAGCAAGUACACCGAGGUGGACCAGCUUAAGGGCACGACGUUUGGUAUCUCGCGCCUAGGAUCCGGGUCGCAGGUCAUGGCAUCGGUGCUUAGCCUGCAACAGGGCUGGGGCCCAGAUGAACAGCCCAAGUUCCAAGUGAACGGGCAGUUCAAGCCUCUGCGUGACUCAGUGAACGCUGGUGACACGUCCGUGUUUCUAUGGGAGUGGUUCACGACCAAGCCGUACGUCGACUCGGGAGAGGUGCGCUUCAUCGGUUCCGUGUACACCCCGUGGCCGUGCUGGUCGAUCGCGGCUGCUCCCGCAGCGAACAAGGAGGCCGUGAAGACGUUCCUCUCCAAGCUGCAGCCCCACGUCAUCGAUUUCGACUCGGAGGCUAGCCGUGCCGGGCCUGCCAUCGACUUUGUCGAGAAGACGUUUGGGCAGCAACGCACGGACGUUGAGGAGUGGCUGAAGACGGUCAAGUGGGAACACCGGCUGGCCGAAGUCAGCGAGGCCGUCGUGCGCAAGACGCUCGGCGUUCUCCAGGAGGCGGGUGUCGUGCCGAAGGAGGGACAGCAGUGGGACAUGGCGACAUUCGUUGACACGGACGUCGCUAAGAUCGUCGAGUCCGCUGACCAGAUUAACUAG